AUGCUGCUUCCAUCUCACCUCGUUUGUCGCCUUUGCGGUUCACAUUUGCCAAAUGUUAGUUGGAAGCGCGGCACGGCAGCACUGCCAAAGCUAUGCACAGGAGCAGAGAAGAUUAUCCCUUUGGAUUUUGCGAGGGCAGAAGAGUCAAGAAGUUAUGAACGCAGGCUAAAACUAGUAAUCAGACCAACACCAGAAGAUGGCUGGUAUGUUAUACAACAAAACGGUCUGCUGAAGUCUUACUUACAGCUUUCCAAGGCAAAACUCACAGCAAUGGUAACUACAACAACCAUUAAUGGUUUUAUAAUGGCUCCAGUUGAUUUGUCGUUAGGCCCAUUGGUGACUUGCACUGUCGGUACAGCACUUUUAAGUGCAUCUGCAAAUACCUUCAAUCAUUUAUUGGAGACACCUUAUGAUGCUCAAAUGAGAAGGACGCAAAGUAGACUGCUUGUUGUCCACAGAUUUUCACCCUUUCAUGCCGUUGCUUUUGCAUUGUCAACAGCAGUGAUUGGAAUGGCAACAUUAUGGAUUGGUUGUAAUUCAUUAACGGCAGCACUUGGUUUACUCAAUGCUUUUUUAUAUGCAGGUGUGUAUACGCCAAUGAAACGUUACAGCAUUGGGUGCACGUGGGUUGGAGCAGUUGUGGGUGCCAUGCCACCUUUAAUGGGUUAUGCUGGCGCCACAGGAUCUAUCCAGCCUGCUUCUUUAGUGCUAGCCGCUCUAUUAUAUUGCUGGCAAUUCCCUCAUUUCAAUGCACUGAGUUGGAAUCUACGUGCCGAUUAUACUCGCGCUGGCUAUCGGGUCAUGUGUGCAGUUAAUCAGAGACUUUGUCGAUUCACUUCGCUCAGGUAUUCAGUGGUAAUUUUACUGCUUUGCUCGUUGGGAGCGCCCUCAGCAAAUUUGACGAAAUGGUUUUUUGCUGUCGAAUCACUUCCACUCAAUGGUUUACUGAUUUAUUUAUCCUAUAAAUUUUAUCGGCACCCAGAUGCAAAGACAUCGAGAACACUUUUUCAUUACACUCUACUCUACUUGCCUUUAAUUAUGAUGUUAAUGACAGUAAGCAAGUUUGACAAUGGUCCAAAUAGUUUUGAGUGA
Molecule: messenger RNA, 1092 nt
Organism: Acanthocheilonema viteae
Lineage: Eukaryota; Metazoa; Nematoda; Chromadorea; Rhabditida; Onchocercidae
Source: the annotation of a GenBank genome assembly